Camellia sinensis is the source of this 1224-nucleotide messenger RNA. The record is from RefSeq and is a predicted model, not a curated record. NCBI's taxonomy places the organism in Eukaryota, Viridiplantae, Streptophyta, Magnoliopsida, Ericales, Theaceae.
UGGUUGCUGGUUGCUGGUUGCUUGUUGUUUCUUGAUUCUGGUUGUUGCUGGUUGUGUGUUGCUGCUGCUGGCUUGAUGCUGUUGUGGAUGCGUCGUGAUGGUAUUCAUACAGUUGGAAUAUUUACUUUGUUAUUAUGUUUGUAAUAGUUAUUGUGAUACUAUAUGUAUUUCCUGGACCUAAUUUUGGCCUUCCAUGUGGGAUGUACCUGGUUUAUUCUGUAAAUAGGUCUUGUUUAUAUUUGGGUGUACUUAGUGUUGGGUUUGUUCUUGCUCCCCAUCGACUUGCAACUCUUUUGGCCAAAGAGAGAAGCCAUUCACUGACUUACAUUGGAUGCAUAAAGAAAGGACCUGUGACAACUAACCCUCAACUGAAGUGGUAUGCGAAAUCAGGACAUCUGAUUGGUAGUGAAUAUUUCUUGCAUGCUUAUGGUCCUAUCUAUGCUCUUUCUGCAGAGGUGGUAGCAUCACUGCCAAUUGCUAGAAAUAACAGUUUGAGAAUGUGUAGCAAUGAGGACGUCACGCGAAAUCAAACUGCUUUCCCAUAUGGAUCAUGAGAAUGUAAUCACAACUUUACAUAAAUUAUAGUGCUUGCUUAGUUGUUUGGGGUCACAGAUGAUUGAAUAGGAAUAGAGCUUAACACUUGGUAUGAUUUUAGCCCCCGUCUGCUCUGAUUUUGUUCAUAUGCAUUAACUUUGCUGAUUUUCUAAAAUUCACCAACUGAAAAACACCUUAAACUUAACCGAAAAAGGGCGUUAAGAGGGAAAAACUGCGAAAUAGCCCCCGAACCACCGUUCGGAUGUCACGGCCACCUUCCCUGUAACAAAUAGGACCUGUGACAACAGACAGAAUGUAAUUAGCACGUGUAUGUUGGGAGAUAGAGCCAAAAAUGUCUUAAACUUAACCGAAAAAGGCGUUAAGGGGGCGAAACUGCGAAACAGCCUCCGAACCACUGUUCAGAUGUCACGGCCAGCUUUCCCGUGACAAAUAGGACCUGUGACAACAGACGGAAUGUAAUUAGCACGUAUAGGUUAGGAGUUAGAGCCGAAAAGGCCUUCAACUUAACCGAAAAAGGGCUUUAACAAGGCGAAACUGCUUAACUGCCCCCGAACCACUAUUCGAAUGUCACGGCCACCUUCCCUGUAACAAAUAGGACCUGUGACAACAGACGGAAUAUAAUUAGCACGUGUAUGUUGGGAGUUAGAGCCGAAAACGCCUUAAACUUAA